This is a messenger RNA of Camelina sativa (false flax), 839 nucleotides long. RefSeq names its product kunitz trypsin inhibitor 2-like. The record is from RefSeq and is a predicted model, not a curated record. Gene Ontology annotation, molecular function: endopeptidase inhibitor activity. NCBI's taxonomy places the organism in Eukaryota, Viridiplantae, Streptophyta, Magnoliopsida, Brassicales, Brassicaceae.
CAUAUCGCUAUGUUUGUCUUCGACUCAAGUCACUCAAUAAUCACCAUGAAUAACACUAAGCCAUCAAUUCUGUUCUCAUUCAUCUCUUUGUUCCUUCUCUUGUCGGCUGUUGCUAAAAGUGAUGGGGAACCAGUCAAGGACAGUAACGGAAAGCCACUUAAAAUACAGACCAAAUACUUCAUCCAACCAGCUUCAGGUAAGAAUGGAGGGGGUCUUGUCCCAGCAAGCGUUGACUUAACCCAUAUAUGUCCAUUAGGUAUUGUCCAAACAGUCCUUCCAUUUCAGCCAGGCCUACCUGUUACUAUCUCCGAUCCAUCAGCUUCCUCCGAAGGCAAUGUGGUCACAAACACCAGCAUAACCAUCACGUUCGAGUCACCAAUCUGGCUUUGCCCUUCUUCGAAGAUAUGGGAAGUCGAUUCCUCCUCUCCGAUUUCCGGCAAUAUUUAUGUAACCACUGGUGGUAGUGCUAACAAUGGAAAUAGCUUAUUCAGGCUUCAGAAAUAUGGAAACGACGAAAACACUUACAAGCUCGUUCAUUACCAGAAUGACUCGGACACAAAAGGUAAGAGUAUUGGUGCCACUACCAGCUUUUAUGGUGCACCCAUACUUGUUCUUAAUGAUGCUGAAGAUGAUAAGAAUGCUUUUCCGAUUAAGUUCCGUGAGGUUGGAACAUCUGAGAAGAUUGCGUUUGAAAAAUCGAGUCUAAAGAUGUUCCCUUUCUUCUAAACUAUAGAGCCUUGAGACUCGAGUUAGGUUGUAAUAUGCAAUAAAUAAUGGGUUGUAAUCCCUUGUAAAAGUAAAAUAAAGCAAUAAAAUGGUUUAAGUUUUUUUUUCUUAAA